AUGGAGAGCUGGGAGCUGCGGGGAGGACGUGCGGUGCCCAACGGGGCUGACAGAAUCCGCUGCGUGUUCCCCUCGCGCAUCGCUGCGGAGCGGGGUGCCCGGGAGAGAGCGCCCGGGGGUCUUGGGGAGGGGGCAGAGCUCCUCACGAGCAAGGAGGAGGUGCAAUGUCUGGACUGCGAAGCAACACACCUGCUCCUCCUCUCCGCUGACGGGAAGCUCUCAGAGCACCGGCCUAAAGCUUCGUCUAACCACUUUGAGACGAGGCCGCUGACAGAACUAGGAACCCGACACAUUGUCCAAAUAGCCUGUGGGGACUAUCACUCCAUCGCGCUGUCUAGAGGAGGCGAGCUCUUCGCAUGGGGCCGGAACACCCACGGGCAGCUCGGAGUGGGGAGCCAGCUCAGCAGCACUGGAGAUCCGCAGCUCGUGGAGGGGCUGAAGGGCAUCGCGCUCGCCCAGGUCGCUGCAGGAGGAGCUCACAGCCUCGCCGUGUCGGUGUCCGGUGCUGUGUACUCCUGGGGGAAGAACGACUCUGGGCAGCUGGGACUCGGACACACACAAGGCAGGGACUGCCCAUCAUAUAUUAGAGCGUUACAACACUGGAAGACUGUGUUUAUCUCGUGUGGGGCAGAUCACACCGCAGUUCUCUCCAAGGACGGGCUGGUGUGCACCUUUGGAGCGGGAGAGGCUGGACAACUUGGUCACAACUCCACUCGCAACGAACAAACCCCUCGCGUGGUGGCUGAGCUGUGGGGAGCAAGAGUGUCACAGGUGGCCUGUGGAAGUCGACACACUCUCGUCUAUGUCCCCACCUUGGGCAAAGUCUACUCGUUUGGUUCAGGAGAAGAAGGACAGCUGGGAAAUGAGGGCAAGUCUAAUCAGCUGAUACCACUUCCAAUCAAUUUACCUGUGGAGAACAGAAAACAUAAUCAAGGGAACAGUACGUCCCAAAAGGAGAUUAAAAUUAUUGCAGGAGGAAAUCAAAGUAUUGUCCUGCUGUUGAAGAAAAAUAAUUGCUAUGUUAGUUUGGACGGAAUUGCUACUGUGAAGGAUGCAUGGAUUUCUGACCCUGAUCCGCAGAAGUGGGGGGACACCAAGACUGUUAGUCUGAUCUUUUCAUCUGAGGCCUGCAUCAACGGAAGUUUCUUGGAAAAAAGAUGGGACAAACAUUUCAGAACAUCUAAAGAAGUCUCAGGUGUAAACUUGUCAGCAGUGCUACAUUUUUACAGGAAUAUCAGCUGCAAGCCUGGGAUUCUCCAAGAGGUGAAACAGAAAAUUAUGAAGUUGCUACUAUCACUGCCUUCCUCUCCCAUCUCACCUGAAAACUUCAGGAUCUACUUGAUCUUACCUUUCCUUUUGCGGAGAGAUGACGACACCUCUUACCAUUGUCUUAGUCUGCUAGCAGAAGCCAUCAUGAAGCUCCAGGCAAAGGACCUGCAAACUCUUGAAUCCUUGUGGUCAAAUCUAGAGCCUUGCUUCUUCGAAGAGCUGGUCAGCACCUACCAAUGGGCUUCCCAGAACAGCCUGUUUCAAUACAUCAUGGAAGUGAUGUGUUUCCAAAGGAACCUCUCUGAUCUGCGCUGCCACAAAAGAGCAAAUCUGAGGCUAUUACAGCUUCUUUUCCAGGUGAACUCCAGGGCUGGUUUUGGAAUGGCCCAAAACAACUUUUACAUACCUGAAGUGAAAACUCUUAUAGAAAUUAAUUACUGUGAGGAUGUGAAAAAAGUAGCUCUAUGGAAGCUGACCAAAUACCCAUGCAUCUUUGACAUGCAAGAUAAGAUUGCAGUUCAUAAUUUAGAAUACAACGCUCUGCGCACGCGCUCCUCAUUUAAUGUUGUAAACCCUGUAGCGGUAAAACACACAGUAUGGGCUUUUGUGGUUAGAAGACAAUACCUUCUGCAUGACAUAUGGUACAACUUAAAAAAUGCACUACCUGAGAACUUCACAAGGAUCCUACAAUCUCCCAGCGAUACCUUCUUCCUGGUGGGGACGCUGCUGGGCAUGGCGCUGUGCAAUGCAUGCACAGUGCCCUUGCCCUUCCCCAGAGCACUCUACAAGAAGCUGCUGCGCCAGCCGCCCACGCUGGAUGACCUGAAGGAGCUGCUGCCCACAGAGGGCAGGAAUCUUCAGAAGAUUUUAGAUGAGGAACACGAUGAUGCCAUCAAGGGCCUCAACAUGUACUUCAUGACAACGGAAGAAGAAGGAGAUUCCACAGUUGAUGUUCAACUUAAAGAAAAUGGUGCCAACAUUGCUGUCACAAAGCAUAACCGGAAGGAAUUUGUUGACCUGUAUGUGAAUUACGUGUUCAAUGAAUCAGUUCAGAAGCCCUUUGAGGACUUCAAGAGAGGGUUUUCAAGAGGCUGCCCAACUAAAAAGUGGAGGAUGUUUCUGCCUGGGGAGCUCCAGACUGUUCUCGAGGGACACGUGAACUGUGACUGGCAUAGGCUGGAAAAGAAUGUAAAGUACAUAAAUUACCAGAAGUCAGAUCAAGCCAUCAAGAAUUUUUGGAAUGUGUUUCACAGACUCUCAGAAGAAAAAAAGAAAAUGUUUCUUGCCUUUUUGUCAGGAUCUGAUCGAAUCCCUGCAACUGGCCUGGAAUAUUUUGAAUUUUAUAUUGAAGAUCCUAAAAUUAAAGAUCCAGAUAUAUGCUAUCCUUUUACCAAUACUUGCAGUCUCAUUUUGUCACUCCCCAGAUACAGCUCUAGAGCAAUACUCCAGGAAAGGCUCCUCUCUGCCAUAUUGCAUUGUGAGAAAUUUGGCUUACAAUAAC
Molecule: messenger RNA, 2770 nt
Organism: Tinamus guttatus (white-throated tinamou)
Lineage: Eukaryota; Metazoa; Chordata; Aves; Tinamiformes; Tinamidae
Source: RefSeq, a predicted model, not a curated record